Sceloporus undulatus (fence lizard) is the source of this 4189-nucleotide messenger RNA. RefSeq names its product minichromosome maintenance domain containing 2 (gene MCMDC2). Lineage: Eukaryota; Metazoa; Chordata; Lepidosauria; Squamata; Phrynosomatidae. Gene Ontology annotation, molecular function: DNA binding; single-stranded DNA helicase activity; ATP binding. Gene Ontology annotation, biological process: double-strand break repair via break-induced replication. The record is from RefSeq and is a predicted model, not a curated record.
UUUGGACUUCAGAUCCCAGAAUUCCUGAUGUUGGCCAAACAGUCUAGGGCUUCUGGUUGAAGUCCAAAACAGGUGGAGAACCAAAGUUUGAGAAACACAAUACUAGGGAAUUUGGGACUCAUGCAGAAGGUAGUUUGCAUUCUGGUGGCUUCUCCUGGUCUCUUCUGCCUUCAGAAGGAGUGAAGGAAAAGAAGCAAAAUGGCUGCCUGUUUCUGACUGAAGGGCAAUUGAGGAAGCACAAGAAUAUUAGGAGGGAAGGAAAGAAAGGGCAAAACUGAUCUGAGGGUGAAGAAACCCUGUCAUAGGCAUAGACUGUGUGAGAAACACAUAGAAAGCUGGAUUGCCCUUUGAGAAUUCAGGCAAAAGAACGAAAGACCAAAGAAACACACUCCCCCUCAGGGAGUUUACAGCUAUUUCUAAGGAAGUUCUCCAGUCAGUGUGAGCCAGAGAAAGCCCACCCAAGUUGGGCAAACUUGUGCAUGCAUGCACACAACAACACAAAACUUUUCCCAAGUCUUUGAAGAAACUAAUAAAGGAGACCACACUGCUUUUUCAAUUUCCAGGAGUUUCUCACAGUUUUUCUUUUCUCAACUGACCAGCAUCAAGAGUCACAGUCUGAACAGCUGUUUACUGUUGUCACCCAUGGUUGUCUGUGGUAAUUUAGGGGAGAGAAGUUAUUAUAGCAGCAGACGAGAGAGAGAGAGAUCCACAACCUCUCUCACCUCAAGUGCCAUUUUUGACAGCCUCCUAAUGUUUCCAUUUUCUUUGUCAUACAUAACUAGGUGAAUGAAUACUGGAAGUGUUUCCUCACAAAUUGGCUCAUGAGUAAACAAAUCUGAUCUAAGAAUCUGGUAAAGGAACAAAGCCAUCCAAUAAAAAUGAGACCAGAUCUUCUGAAAAUGAAGGAAAAUGCCUUGAUUUAUCUUGACAGGAGUGGUGGUCUUCAAAAAUUUGUAGAAGAUUGCAAACUCUACAAUGGUGACUCAAGGCAGAGUUGUGCUGUGUUUCGUUUUCUAAUACUGGUAAAUCCAGUUGAUAUUAUUGAAUUGAAUGCUGUCCUUGGAAACUGUGUUCUGCAUGAACCUGUGAAAGCCACAAAAAUAUUUCAAUCAGUAUGUUUUACAGCUGUUAAAACACUGUCACUAAUUCAGCAACUGCAGACUGAAGCUCAGAUGAAUAUAGUGCUGAAAUUAACACAUUUGCCUUCCCUGCCUAGUUAUGUUCUCAGUCUUUGCAAGUUUCCAUUUGAUUACACAACUCAAAGAUUUUAUAUAGUAGAAGGAAUAGUGGUUGCAAUGACCACUGUAACAAAAUAUACACAAGGAGCAAGAUUUGUUUGUUCUGAUGAAGCAUGUCAGUUUUCUGAAGGGUUUCAGUAUGUAAGAGUACACAUUCCCGGGGCUACAGAAUCUACAACACUAAGAAAUGACUUUGUUUGUACUCUAUGUACCUCGCCAUUGAGAGAAGACAUGAAAUAUCGAGUACUUGGUGGUAAAAAAUUAUAUACUGUUACUAUUUCUUUGACUUCAAAUUCAUAUUGGAGAUUUACCGCUGUUUCUAGCAAUAGUUUUGCUUGCCAGUUUCCACCAGGCAUUACAUAUCUCAAACUGGCUAUUGUGCUGAGUUUUAGUACAGUCACCGACAGAGAUGACACAAAGGUUAUGUGGAUCUUUUGCUUAAUUGAAUUACAGCAUUUGUCUUGUGCCUCGGGAAUAAGACACAUCCCAUCUGGUUAUGUUUUUCCUACUGUAUCCAAUAAACAUGGAACUGGAACUGCUAGAUUCGGAGGUAGUGCUUAUAUGGCUAAAGGUGGAAUAUGGUUCAUUGGAGAACUAUCUUCUCACAAGAGUAAACUUGAACAGUUGCCGUCAGUGCUGGAGAAUAGACCAACUACCAUAUAUCCCUGGAAAAAGUACGGUGAAGAUACAGACCAGCAAGUUACUCUUCCAAUUCAUACCAGUUUUUGUCUUUUAUUUUUGCAGGACUUAAACUCACUUUCAGCAAACCUUAUUGAUGCUUUUGGACUUUUGAUACACUGCAAUGAGACACCAUUUUUCAAUCCAGUUCUUCCUGUUGUAAAUUUCAUUUUAAAAAAAGCUAUUCAACUAGAAGACAAAGAUGAUGAUAUGCUCCAACAGUUCACAACACAAGAUUAUGAGGAGUUCCUUGCUUUUUCAAGGAACUUACAGGUGGAAUUCAGUCCAGAAGCAGAAAAUAUGAUUCAUGGCUACUACUUAGCAAGUCGCAGAGUUAGAACACAUCCAAUUAUUGGAUCAAACCUCUCAGCGACUGCGUUGAAAAUCUUGACUGCACUGUCAGAAGCACAUGCUAAACUGAGUUUAAGAACCAAAGUACUGGAAGAAGAUGUUUUGAUUGCUGUGCUGUUAUUUGAAUCAUCUCUUACUUUAAAACAGGGCGCUUCUGUAUUUUGUGUGGCUCCAAAUGCUGUUUUUCCAUUUGAACUCAACAGUGAGGACUCUCUGGAUCAAAGGGAUGUUUACCUGAAGCAGUGUCAUCUACAGCUGAUACAGUUCAUUGCUACUUAUGGACCCGCAACACAGGUUCUCAGUAAUGAAGAUUAAAAUCUCUCCAGUCAGCUUUCUUGCAUUUCUUUUUAAAUAAUACACUUGAAUAUGCAAAUACCAAUUCUGCAGUUCUUGAAGUUUAUCAUAAACACUUACUGAACACAGUUGUCAGCAGUAAGAAUUCUUCUUCCCUAUACCAAUUAUAGGCUUUGAUAUCCCAAGCUCUAGCCCUCUGCACCCCUCCUCCAUGACAAUAUCAAAUUAGGAGGUUUAAAAAUACAUAGCUAUGGGGGCACCCAAGUGUAGGGAAAUGCCGUCAUAUAAGGAAAUCUAGUAGGCUCAGGAUGGGGGAGCUCAAGAGCAUGUAGGUAGGACAGAUCAAGAUGGGAAUCUGCAUAAUCCCUGCAGUGAUAGGAGUGAUGGUGGAUGAUAGACCUUGUGUUUACACACAAACAGAAAUCCAAGUAAACUCCCCUCUGGGAGAGAUACUCCUUUGUCUACAAACAUUUGCACUGACUGUCCAGCCAGCCACUUCCUUGCUCAUUCUUCCCACCUGCAAAUCCCUUCACAUUCUGAAGCCUGCCUUGAGAUAUGUUCUGCCCUAUAAAUAUGCCUGCUCAGACACUUCCAAUUAGGUCUCAAUUUUGAGGUCAGAUACUCUGUCCAGAUUCCACUUACCUCCUCAGCCAAAGCUGGCCACACCAUUAUUCUAAGGCAGCUGCUAAGCCACUUUCCAUUUCACAGUGAACUCCCCCAAAUUGGAGCUACACAUCUGGAAUCAGUACAAUACAGUCCACCCUUGCCUUAUGCAGGGAAUGCAUUCCGGACCUCCCCGCGUAAGGCAAAGUGUAUUCUCAAGCCCCACUAGAUAUAAUUGGGCUCGUGCACACAGCCAUUCUUCUGAUCCCUUGGCAGCUUCCACAUAAUCUGGAAGCUGCCUAUAAUGAACCCGCGUAUGGCGCAGGCUCACUGUAUUACCCUCUGCCAACUUUUUAAGUCACUAUCUGCUACUAUUGUUUGUUCUUAGAAGUGUGCAUGAGGGAAUGUCUUGUGUGAAUGGUGAUUUCUUUGGUUACAAAUAAAAUUACAUCUGAACUUGCUCUCUGAAGUUGUUUCUCAGAACCUUUAUACACAGGCGUGAUCCCUGCUUUAGUUGCCCAAGCCCUCUCAUCUGCUGUCAUUUGAGCUAAUAAAAUUCCCACUUUGAAUAAUGAUUGCAAGUGUCCUCUCAGGACCCUUGCAUUUUGCAUAACAGCUUUAAUCAGAAGGGUGCACCUAGCUACAGUCCUUUGUUGUCACCACUCUAACAUGGGAAACAAUAUGGCUGAACAGAAGCUCCUGUAUUGAGAGAGAUUUUCUUCAUGAGCAAGAAUCCUGAUUUUCUCACUUUGUGGCACUCAUGGUCAUGCACAAACAGGAACUUCUCUUCAGACUUGUUGCUUUCCCUAUGAGGAAAAUGCUGAUGUAGGGGGAUAGGACAAGGCACUUCCCACUUCGUAAGUAAUGCACGAAGAGGGUUUGUAUUAAGGAAGAAAUGACUGGUCACAGAACUGUAGUAUGUAGCAUGCUGUAGAUACUGCUUUGACCUGUCUUGCCCUGCACUUCAGCAUUAGCUAUUUUAUUCUUAUAGUAGUAGUAGUAAUACGUAUCUUACAUACUAAAGC